AUGGCGGAACAGAUGCCAUGGGGCAGCAACUCCGGCUGCGAACUGCUGACGGAGAAGUGUCUGACUAAUGGCGUCACCCGGUACCCGGAAAUGUUUUGCAGAUCUCCAAGUAAUCUUAUGGAAUGCGCAUCGGAUCGUUUUGCCGUGGGGAAUUGUAGGAUUUAUCGCUUUGCAAGCCCUCUUCCCGCAACGUUUCAGUACUUCAGGAAUCCCAGACGCGGUGGGUUGUUUGGCGAGCUAAUGGACUACUGUCCCUUCAUUUUUUCGUAUGAAGGCACGCAGUGCAUUAAUGGUGACGCAGACGUUAUACGUGGAAGCCGCAUUGGCCCAAGAUCAAGGUGCUUAAAAACGAGAAGGCUGCGUGAUUCUUUUGGUUUCACUGGGGACGUGUGCGCCGAGGUGUCGUGCGACAACGAUACGGUGAGUGUGCGGUACCUUGGGGAUGACGUCUGGCAUGCAUGCCCAGAGGGCAAACGUAUCACACCAACUGGGUCGGUGUUCAGGGGCGGGAAGAUUGUGUGCCCGAGGCGUAUCGAAGUGUGUUAUGUCCACUAG
Molecule: messenger RNA, 555 nt
Organism: Trypanosoma rangeli
Lineage: Eukaryota; Euglenozoa; Kinetoplastea; Trypanosomatida; Trypanosomatidae
Product: surface protease GP63
Exons: 1
Coding region: 1-555 (184 amino acids)
Biological process (GO): proteolysis; cell adhesion
Cellular component (GO): cytoplasm; membrane
Molecular function (GO): metalloendopeptidase activity
Source: RefSeq, a predicted model, not a curated record